AUGAAAACAAGAUCUUAAGAUAAAAAGCUUGGAACAGCAAGCCCAAAUUAGAAAAGCCAAAGCUAAAAAGAUAAGAAAAAUGAAGAAAAUAACGAUGAAUAGCACUUAAAGCAAUCAGCUAACAAAAACCUCACCUAAAGCAAUAAAAAAUAAAAAAAUUCAAGUUAAAAUAAUACUAAAAUUGAAUCAAUUGUAAAGAGCCCUAAUUUAGGUUCAUAACUAAAACCUGAAAAUACAAGCAAGUAUCUUUCAAGCACUUCUAAAUCUCCAUAAGCAAAGUCUCCUCAACCUAAAUCUCCUGCUUAAAAUGGCGCUUUAGCAGCUAAUUCUCUUGAUAACUUUCACUUAGAUAAUAAUCACAAUUAAAGUGAAAUAAAAGAAAAGAGAGUAGAAGAUAUAAAAAUAGACUUAGGCUCUUUUAUACAAAAGAAGGAAACAAAUAUAGAUGAGUACUUAUCGCAAUUUGAUGAUAAAAUUAAAUUAGGAACUGGUCACUACUCAGAAGUUUACAAAAUUAAAGAUAAGUUGAAGGAUGUUUAUAGAGCAAUGAAAAUUAUUAACAAAAAAAAAAUCCCUUUCAAUGAGAAGGAGUCUUUUUUAAGAGAAAUCAAAAUUUUGAAAAAAUUAGACCAUCCUAACAUCCUAAAGCUAUAUGAAUUUUUAGAGGAUAGCGAUAACUACUACCUGAUUACAGAAUUUUGUGAAGGCAAAGAACUCUUUGAUGUUAUUCAAGAUAAUUGCGAAAAUCUCACAGAAAAAGAUAUUGCCUCAAUAGUUCAGUAAAUUCUAUAAUCUCUUGCUUAUGCUCACUCAAACAAAAUAAUGCACAGAGAUAUUAAGCCUGAAAAUAUAAUGGUUCAGACAGAUAAAAACAAUAAUUAUAUCAUUAAAUUAGUAGACUGGGGAAUAGGGAGUGAUUUUGGAUCUAACGAUUCAACUUUAAACCAAAAAUGUGGUACACCUUACUAUGCUGCCCCAGAGGUUAUUAAAAAAAAAUACAAUGAAAAAUGUGAUAUUUGGAGUACAGGAGUUAUUUUAUAUACUCUCUUAGUUUCAGAGAUUCCUUUUGGUGGUGAUUCUACAACUGACAUAAUUUUGAAUGUUUUAAAAGGAAAAUACGAUUUGAAAGGCUAAGAAUGGAAUAAAGUGAGUGAUGAAGCAAAAGAUUUAGUUUAGAAGAUGUUAAAUUAUGAAUAUGAAAAUAGAAUAAGCGCAGAAGAGGCUUUGUAGCAUCCAUGGUUUAAAUAAAUUAAUCAAAAACUAAGCAAAUAGGUUCUCAAAGUAAAUCUAUCAAAGUUGAAACUAUUUCAAGCUCAAUCAUAAUUGUAGAGAGCUGCAAUGAGUUUUAUAGUUAGCCACUUAAUCAGCGAAAAAGAGAAAGAAGAGUUUUCUCAAACGUUUAAAUAAUUAGAUGAAAAUGGAGAUGGAUAGCUCUCAAAAGCAGAAAUAAUGAAUGGAUAUAAAAAGGUAUUCGGCAAAAAUAUAUCUGAAGAAGAAGUAAAUAAAAUAUUCGAUUAAAUAGAUGUAAAUUAGAGUGGAUUUAUAGAUUAUACUGAAUUUAUUACUGCAGUCAUAGAUGAUUCUGUAUUUAUUGAAGAUGAAAAAUUAAGAAAAGCAUUUAGUUUAUUUGAUAAAGAUGGAGAUGGAUACAUUACUUAGCAAGAAAUAUAAAAUGUACUAGGAGUUGGUAUGGAUUUUGAUUCAGAAACUUGGACUAAAAUAGUUGCAGAAGUUGAUGAAAAUGGAGAUGGUUAAGUUUCUUUUGAAGAGUUUAAAAAAAUUAUGCAAACUUUAGUUAAACAGGAAACAAGUUAAAAAAGAAAACAGUAAAAAAAAAAAUCUUUAGUUAUGGAAGAUGAAAAAUAAUCUUGA
Messenger RNA from Tetrahymena thermophila SB210, 1872 nucleotides. Its product is annotated as calmodulin-domain kinase. The record is from RefSeq and is a predicted model, not a curated record. Gene Ontology annotation, molecular function: ATP binding; calcium-dependent protein serine/threonine kinase activity; calcium/calmodulin-dependent protein kinase activity. The transcript has 2 exons. Gene Ontology annotation, biological process: protein autophosphorylation; intracellular signal transduction; peptidyl-serine phosphorylation. NCBI's taxonomy places the organism in Eukaryota, Ciliophora, Oligohymenophorea, Hymenostomatida, Tetrahymenidae. Gene Ontology annotation, cellular component: cytoplasm; nucleus.